UUCCUCAUUACGACCACAGUGAUAGUCGACUUGGGACUAUAAAAAUCUUGUGGUGCUGUAGUGUCAUCAACUUCACCUGAGCUAAUGAGCAAAAAUAGUUGACAAAGUAACACUUUACUGAUUGGUCAUAGAAGGCAUCUGAUCCACUUCAGUGUUGAUGGUGUUGUGAAGUGCAGGAGGUGUGAUCCUCUUCCUGGAUUUUUAUUGAACAAAUGACCUUUACAAGUGAAAUAUUGAUUUUGGUUGCAUAUAUGAAACUUUGAUUAAAGACACAAUAUAAGCUGUCAGCAUUAUAUUGCCUAAUAGAAAGAUUUUUUGUGCCUUUCAUACGAGUGAAUCAAAUCUAGAGGCAGCACUAUGCGCCCGGGAGCAGAUAAUAUCUAUCUGUUCUCUUUCCUGUGAACCACCGACUGACAUUGUCCAAUGAUCAGUCAAGAUGACUAAUAUGACCGAAACAAGGUACUUUUCCCCAAAAGACGACGAUGAUUCCGAUACUUACUGGAUCAUCCUGGGAAGUCUUGUCACUGUCGUUGCGAUUGUUAUCGCCGUCGUCAUCAUAAUCUUCGUAAAAGUUUUCAAGAUAUUCAAGACAAGACAGGAGUCGAUCACCAGCAACAUUGCGGCAAGCUUUCGCCGGAGAGGAUUUACCAGUAGUUGGAGACAGCCUGAUACCAGCGUUAUUGUCACGUCGGAGGAAGUCAACCUUUAUGCAGCCAGUUGGAGAAUGAACUCCAACGAGAUUAAUGUUAGGAACAGCGGGAACGAGCACCCGGAACGUGUGGAUAACCAACAUGGAAAUACAUAUAGCAGUCACCCCCAAACUCCUCACGGAAACAGUUACACCUACCACAGUCAAAUUUAUAGCGGGGAAGACCAAAUUUACAAUCUUAACAAUCAAGCCAACAGCGUUAACAACUAUGUCUACGAAAGGGAUAAUCAUGGCCAUAAGAGUGACAGUUAUAUCAACAUCGUUGAUGUUGAUGCUGCUGAUGAAAAAUCGAUCUACAUCAACACCACAAACUUGGCAACGCAGUACAUUGCAGCCAACACCAACCCCUACGAUUAUCUGCCGAAUGGAAGUAAACCCAGAAAGACCAGCAAUGACUGUCGAGUAGAACUCCCAGUAUCAGUAGACAAGGCAGCAACGGCCAGUCAGCCUAUCUACGAUUACCCAAGAGAAAAUACACAAGUAAAAAAAGACCAAAUUUACAAUCUUAACAUCCAAGCCAACAGCGAUAACAACUCUGUCUACGAAUGGGAUGAUCAUGGCUACAACAAUGACCGUUAUAUCAACAUCGCCGAUGUUGAUACUGAUACUGAUGAUGAAAAAUCGAUCUACAUCAACACCACAAACUUGGCAACGCAGUACAUUGCAGCCAACACCAACCCCUACGAUUAUCUGCCGAAUGGAAGUAAACCCAUAAAGACCAGCAAUGACUGUCGAGUAGAACUCCCAGUAUCAGUAGACAAGGCAGCAACGGCCAGUCAGCCUAUCUACGAUUACCCAAGAGAAAAUACACAAGUAGUACAAGCUGAAUCUAACUAUGAUGACUCAUCGCAAGGUUCAAGGCCAGCAAGGCCCUCACGAACUAUGGUGAAUGAUCAAGAAAUCAACAAUGCUCCACCAAGACCCCCUAAACCAGUGAGGUAUUACCCAAGAGAAAAUGCACAGGUAGUACAAGCUGAAUCUAACUAUGAUUACCCAAGAGAAAAUGCACAGGUAGUACAAGCUGAAUCUAACUAUGAUUACCCAAGAGAAAAUGCACAGGUAGUACAAGCUGAAUCUAACUAUGAUUACCCAAGAGAAAAUGCACAGGUAGUACAAGCUGAAUCUAACUAUGAUUACCCAAGAGAAAAUGCACAGGUAGUACAAGCUGAAUCUAACUAUGAUUACCCAAGAGAAAAUGCACAGGUAGUACAAGCUGAAUCUAACUAUGAUUACCCAAGAGAAAAUGCAGUAGUACAAGCUGAAUCUAACUAUGAUUACCCAAGAGAAAAUACACAGUUAGUACAAGCUGAAUCUAACUAUGAUUACCCAAGACAAAAUGCACAGGUAGUACAAGCUGAAUCUAACUAUGAUUACCCAAGACAAAAUGCACAGGUAGUACAAGCUGAAUCUAACUAUGAUGACUCAUCGCAAGGUUCAAGGCCAGCAAGGCCCUCACGAACUAUGGUGAAUGAUCAAGAAAUCAACAAUGCUCCACCAAGACCCCCUAAACCAGUGAGGUAUUAAAGACAACGAGUCACAAACGUCCCUAAACCAGUGAGGUAUUAAAGACAACCGGUCACAAACGUCCCUAAACCAGUGAGGUAUUAAUGAAAACCAGUCACAAACGUCCCAAAACCAGUGAGGUAUUAAAGACAACCAGUCACAAACGUCCAUAGAGACCUGUAAAUUGUGUAUGUGUGUUCGAUACCACCAGGUGAAAAUGCAUAAUAAGGGAGAACAAACUACCGUGUUAAUAAUAGACCUACUGAUGAAAGUGCUGUAGAAUAAACCGUAAAUGAAACCGCUUGCAAGGAGGUUAUGAAAAAAUAUGUUUAGAAUGUCUAAAUGACGAAAGUGAAUAUUGCCGUUGAAUACUAGGGAAAAGUGCAUUUUUAUUGUGCAUUAUACUUUUGGUCAUUUUACUGCUUAACAAAGUGGUAGGGUGUCUCAAGACUUGCCGGGAAAUUCAAUGGAAUAUAACUAACGUAAUCUGAAUGAUAAAGACCUGCGUGUCAAACAAUGCUUCUACAUUCGGUUUUUUAAUACUCCAUUUUUUUCUUCAUAAUUCCACACUUGGAUAUCAUGUUGCAUGAUGAAUUUCAACGUGUUGCUGGUAACUAUGGCAGCAGAAAAUAUUUUUGCAGCCACUCAAAAGCUUCACACAAAAACACGCAAAAGAGCAAAAUUCGACGAGCAGGAUUUAUUUUUGCUUAUAAACCAGAUUUUAGGGAUAAGUAUAGCACAUUCUUUCAUUGCUAUCUUAUAUAAACAAUCGUUUUUAUUUCUUAUGACGUAAUGCAGUGUUAUAAUUGCAAUAUAUAUAUAUAUAUAUAUAUAUAUAUAUAUAUAUAUAUAUAUAUAUAUAUAUAUAUAUAUAUAUAUAUAUAUAUAUAUAUAUAUAUAUAUAUAUAUAUAUAUAUAUAGGUAUUGACAUUAAUACCAUGACCCGCUCUCUGCUCAACACUGCCCACACAAUACUCUCAACACUGUAUUUCUCUCACUUCUGAUUUGUUCCUUCGUUCCGCAUCACGAGUCCACGCUUCACUCUCAUACGGUGGUGUCGGUUUAGGGGUUCCCUGUACCUAUCUCACCUUGGCCUUUGCUGAUAUAGAAGUCUAAACUAUUUUCGUGUUUCAGUCUGCCACUUUAUUUCAUUCUCUUCGCUCCAUUUGCUGACCCCCCCCCCACAUACCUGACACAAUACUCUGUUUCUUCUUUAUUAUCUCCAUUCCAAUUACCUUUUAUAUUUUACCUGUCUUCCGUCACUAUUUAUAUCAUUAAUUUGUGAUUGUUUAAUUACUCUGUAGAUAAUAUCCACAACUGUAAAUGAUCAUUUAUUGAUGUUAUAUAUUAAAAUGCAAUCCGAAUA
Messenger RNA from Homarus americanus (American lobster), 3578 nucleotides. RefSeq lists its product as uncharacterized. The transcript is spliced from 2 exons. The coding region runs from base 437 to 2233 and encodes 598 amino acids. Lineage: Eukaryota; Metazoa; Arthropoda; Malacostraca; Decapoda; Nephropidae. The record is from RefSeq and is a predicted model, not a curated record.